CCCGUAUUUUCUUCGAAUUUUGAAUUAAAAUAAACAAAAUCUGUUAAAAAUAUAGUUUUGUAGUUAAAACAAUUUUAUUUUGAUGUGUUCUUUAGUGCAUUGUUUAUGUUAAAUCUUAAUUAAUAUCAGUAAAAUGCAUAGGAUAGUUCACUUAGAUUUAAAAGGUGCCCCUUGGAAGAUAUCAUAUUUGGAAAAGGUAAUACUCUCUGCUAAGCAAUGGGGCGCUACUGGAGUUCUCUUCGAGUGGGAGGACACAUUUCCAUAUUGUGACCCCUUGAUGAACAUUGGCAGUCUCAGCGGCUGUCCCAAGGGCAGCGGUGGGGACCGACUUUACUCCGUGAAGGAAGUAUGGCAUAUACUGGAAUUCACAAAGCUGAAUGGACUUGAGCCUAUCCAACUGGUCCAAACAAUUGGUCACAUGGAGUUUGUCCUGAAGCAUAGCAAGUAUAGAGACCUGCGCGAGGCUCCGCGUUCGCCCGCGGUGCUCUGCCCCUCGCGGCCGGGGGCGCGAAGCCUCGUGCUGACAAUGCUGGAUCAAGUGCUGCAUUUCCAGCCUGAUGCGAAGUACCUGCACAUCGGGGCUGAUGAGGUAUGGCACACAGGCGUCUGCCAAGACUGCCAGGUGCGCGCGGCCGCAAGCGAGCACAAGACCGCGUCACUGUUCCUAGACCACAUUCGGGACUUAGUGCUGUUCAUCAAACGGAAGAGGCCAAACUUGACUGUACUCAUGUGGGACGACAUGCUGAGGUCUGUGAGUGUUGACACUCUGCAACAAUACAGGGUGGGCGAGUUAGUGCAGCCGGUGCUAUGGCUCUACAAUACUAUAGAGUGCUUCCAAAUAGACCCCUUACUGUGGCAACGGUACAAACAAGUCUUCCCAAACAUGUGGACUGGGUCCGCAUAUAAAGGAGCUAACGGGAGUAAUCAGAUCAUAUCGCCAGUCAGCCGCUACAUCAGCAACCACGAAGCCUGGCUGAGAGAGUUCAAGAGGUACGGCGCAGAUAUCAGCUUCACUGGCAUCAUUCUCACUGGGUGGUCCAGAUAUGACCACUACGCGACGCUCUGUGAGCUGUUGCCUGUGUCUCUACCAAGUUUGGCGAGUUGUCUGCGACUUCUUGUGAAGGGAGAUACGGAUAAUAUUGUGAGCGUAGUCAGUGAAACACUGCCACAGAAUGAAUGGCCGGGGUUGGAGCUGGCUCGCGCCGUGCAUUCGUUCGUUGCACACAGAAAUCGAUGUCUCGAGUUCAUACAUGGAGAUUUAGUCGGAACUUGGCUCAACCCUUGGCAACUGGAGAGGAACUUUACUAACCCGGUACAAAUUGAAGGCAUCGCUCACAAUGCGCAGCAACUCAUAAAUGACAUGACGGGACUACAAGACGAGUUAUCGACACAUCUUCACGCCAUGACCGGAAAGAGGAGCGCAGAGGAGUGGCUGCAGACCUUACUGAUACCUGUGUCUCGACGUCUUACUGAAAUAAGGAAUGUUGCCGCCGUUAGGGCUGCAUCGGAGGCUGGAGUGAGGCCUAUAUUAGAUGAUGAUGAUGAUGGUUAGCCUAUUGUAACCACGGAAUAGAAAGAAGAGGUUGGGAAGUUCCCAACGCGAAUUUUCUAUGAGAACCGCUGUCGCCGGUUCAACCCUACUCUCUUUUACUACUACUCCUGCAAACAGAUAAAUAUGAUAGCUCUACUGCUUCUCAAAUUCCAUAGCCACUUUACCGGCAAUGUGUAUUUUAUGUGAUAGACUGCAAUUUUAUCAUUACUUUUCGUAAGAUACUGCAUACAAAAGUAUUUUUUUGAUAAACAGCUGAUCACACUAAGGGUGGUAUUGGCCCCGAUUCCUGCAGACACCUCCUAAUUUUACUUUAAGUUACCUGUAAUUUUCUUAUCCGCCGAAAAGGAAAGGGACGGAUGAUUGCUCUUAAUUUUAGGAAGAAUGAGUAAAUGAAUGAAUAACCCGGGCGAAUCAAAAGGUAUCUCGCUGGUAUGCAAACCGUUUGACGUGUGCUAUCAACGUAAUUCUGUCGGGUUAUUGGCCAAUGUAAAAUUUUUAGACGGUUGUUUUAGAUUUGAGCUUAAAAUUCACGUGUGUUCCAUACAUUUUAUGCUUGUCGAUUACCCGUCCCUUUCCUUUUCGGCGGAUAAGAAAAUGACAGAUAUAUCUUAAAAUAAAAUUAGAUGGUAUUUACAGGAAUUAGCACCACUAAUAAACUAAUCUCAGCUUCGAGACUGCCCUCAAGAUCAUGUCAAUGUGACAGUUCUCAUAUAAAAACAAAGACAUGAUCUUGAAAGCAGUCUCAGCUGAGAUUCGUUUAUUAAUACCACCCUAAAGUUUUUAGCUGUCCUGUGAUAAGGAGGGGGAUCUCCUUGCGUGAUAGUCGAUAUUCCAUUUUUUGCCCUGCAGUUUAUAAUGCACAAGACGACCUUUUAAUAUACUAUCGCGGAGCUCCGUGUGUCGUAAAGUUUGCGGAAGAAUGGAGUGCAAAGUUGAAGUAUGAAAUAUUUGCUCAUACUUGUAUGGCGCGCGUUUCUCGCUCACUUGGCCUUUUUUUCUAUUCCGUGAUUUUAACACAUAGAAACAAAGGAGUUAUGCCCUUAGCACUGAUUUACACGAGUCUGUUAUGCUAUAUGUCGCGCGCCAAAUGUACCUAAGUAGAAACGCGGCUAAAAAGUAAGUGCGCAAUAUCAAGAAACUUCAAAUAGCAAUAUUGCUUUGUAGACGAAUUGCUAUGAUGUGGCUUUUUAACCGCCCUGGUGAGAUGGCAAAUGGCAAUGCCAGGUGAUCCGAAACAGUUAAAAAUUUUGUUAGCUGCUCUUAGUGAUUUUACAAUAAAAUGUUAGAUGGCGUUCCAAAGUAUGACGCUCAUAGUUGUCAACGCCAUAUAGGCUAUUUAAAAAGAACUAAUAAGUAAUAGUAGUAUUUAAUUGUAUCAAACUUCGUUCUGUGCCAAAUUUUGGUCAAAAACCGUUGUCUUUUUAAAAUUUGACAUUCCACGGCAUUUUUCUUUUUUGGAUUUCGAACAUGUAACCGACUUUAGACGGUUUGGACUGUGUUUUGUUUUGUAUGAGUCAUAUGAAAAUGUAUGGGCCUAACUAGUCAUAGUGCUUGCUAAGUACCUUUAUACGAUGUAUGACAAACUCAGUAUUAAAUGUAUGUACUUACCUAACUAACCUACCUAACUUGAUGUAACUUGUACCUAAGAUGGUAAAAAAUAUCAAUAUACCUUAUAUUUAUUUAAUA
Molecule: messenger RNA, 3238 nt
Organism: Pectinophora gossypiella (pink bollworm)
Lineage: Eukaryota; Metazoa; Arthropoda; Insecta; Lepidoptera; Gelechiidae
Product: hexosaminidase D-like
Exons: 11
Coding region: 134-1552 (472 amino acids)
Biological process (GO): carbohydrate metabolic process
Molecular function (GO): hexosaminidase activity
Source: RefSeq, a predicted model, not a curated record